Labrus mixtus (cuckoo wrasse) is the source of this 2746-nucleotide messenger RNA. RefSeq names its product proline rich mitotic checkpoint control factor (gene prcc). The record is from RefSeq and is a predicted model, not a curated record. The transcript has 7 exons. NCBI's taxonomy places the organism in Eukaryota, Metazoa, Chordata, Actinopteri, Labriformes, Labridae. Gene Ontology annotation, cellular component: nucleus. The coding region runs from base 478 to 1689 and encodes 403 amino acids.
AAAUGUGCGCAGAAAGAUGCGCAGUUGUCGUUUCUUCAAUCAAUGAUGGAGGCGAAUGUUUUGAUGAAGUAAAGGGACUAGACUAUGAUCGCUUUGUGGCAAAAAUAUAGAUACAGCAUUAACCAAUGUUGUGUUAUUUGCAAUAACAUAACUGAGGCAAAUUUAAUGAAAUGAAAAAGGAUAGGGCUUGUUAGCUAGCAUCACUUUCCGCGGGGGCCUGGCUAACAUUAGCGUUGAGAUAGCUCUUUAUUUUAAACCUGAGCUGUUUUACAUUAAACUACAGCUCAACCUGCUUAUUUAAUUACCUGCUAUAUUGAUAAACGAGUAUCCUACCUUUAAUUGAAGUAAUCUCGUCAGAAAGUGAGUACGGCUUCUUAAUAUCAAAUCAAGGGGAAGUAGUAAUCCAUGUCCACGAGUCACUGCAGAUCAGUAAUCUAUAACAACAUUAUAAAAACAUUAUAACAACAUUAUAAAAACAUGGCUUUAGUCGCAUAUGGCAGCAGUGAUGACAGUGAUUCAGAGGAAACCUCUGAGCGCAAAGGUGGGCUCUUCUCUGUCCUGCCUGCUCCUAAAAAGACAAGCUCUGUGAGAGGAAACUAUGGACAAAGCAGAGAGACGAAAGCGAAGUCCUCUGUGGAGGAGAAAACUUCAAACGAUGACCUAGAACCUCAGCCAUCUAGAGGAGGGUUAUUCACCAGUCUGCCUAAGCCGAGGAAGCGAACAGAGCCCGUCAAGAUCACUGUACCACAGAUCCAGAGACGGGACUCGGACUCAGAUGAUGAUGAACCUGCAAAGAAAAAACUUCAACCCCAGGGUGGAGGUUCAGGCCUGUCCUCACUGCUACCACAACCUAAAAACCUGACGGUGAAGGAGACCGAUAGACUCCUGAUUCCUCACACACUCACCAAGCGGCAAGAACCCAAAGUAACCAAGCCUGGAAUGCCGGCCCAGGGUGGGCUUGGCUCUAGUGCGUCCCCCUCCGCAAUCAAAGCUGCAGCGAAGUCAGCCGCUCUGCAGCUGGCUCGACAAAUAGCCACGGACGAGCAGGAUAAUGAGGAGGACAUAACCCCACAGAACUACUUUUCUCUGGGAGAGAGCACCCCGGUCAUCCCUGCAGUUGCCCCGAGCUUAGACCCUGAGCCACGAGAGCCCGAAGAACCUCUUCCUUGUGCUCCUGACGAUGAACCCGGUCAGUCAGAUGCUCCUCUCGACUUUGGUGGGAGUCACGAGGGUUCAUGGGGGGCUCAGUAUCCUGAGUAUCAACAGCCCAUGGCAGGCCCAGAAGCUUUCCCUCAGGGUUAUUAUAAUGAGCCAUACUACCAAGGCCCUAACCCUGAGCUGACAGAAGCUGAAGAGCCCGGCCAGUCUGCCCUGUUUGAUGAUGAAGCGUUCAUGCGGCUGCAAGGGAAGAGGAACAGAGGUAAAGAGGAGGUGAAGUUUCUAGAGAUCAAAGGAGACGACCAGCUGAGUGGAAACCAGCAGUGGAUGACCAAGAGUGUGUCGGAGGAGAAGCAGAACCGGCAGUCCUUCAGCAAGAAAAAAGGAGAACAGCCUACAGGACAACAGAGACGCAAGCAUCAGAUUACAUAUCUCAUUCACCAGGCAAAGGAGCGUGAGUUGGAACUGAAGAAUAACUGGGCGGAUAACAAGCUAACCCGCCGGCAGACACAGGCAAAAUACGGUUUCUAAAUGUCAUACUGUGGACUCUUACAGACAUGAAACUCCACUCCGAACUUAGAGUAGAGCUGUCCAGAUUUCCCAGAACAACCGGACAACGUGUUUAGAGAGAAACUAUAUGAACCCUCAUUCAGAUUUUUUCCCCCUCCCCUCCCUCUUACACUCCCCUCCUGUAUUUGUGUUCAAAUGUUCUUUUGGUCAGCUGUUUUAUAAGGUGUUAUACUUCCUCUUACAUGUAGGUGCUGUACCUACAUUACAAUGUCAUGCUGUGUUUUUAAGGUACCUCUGGCCAGGGAAUAUAUCAUGUGACCCUGAAGUGGCCAAUAUAAACGCUCUCCUUUGAAUGCGUAUGCUUUCUUUUCAUACAGCAGACUUUGAUGUAUGAACCCUCUUUUUUUGUGUUAAAUGACUCAACAAAAACAUGUUUGGUUCUUCAGCAAUCGUAAUAAACCCUGAAUCAACAACUUCAAAAUAAAGAGAAUAUUUCAGGUUUUACAUGUCUGUUUUUGUGAAAGAUGUUUCAACUUUUAAUUGUUUUUCUUUUUCUCCAGAUUUUUAACGUCAGAAUUUCAGCUGCCGAGUUAAAAGUUCAAUUAAUGAAUUGCAAGGGAACCAAACAUGUAUUUCCUGUGUUUGAGAGUCUGAUAGUUCUGAAGCUACCAUCUAAUUUUUAACAUCAGUUUUAACCUGAUUGCAUCCAUUACACAUCUUAAAAGUCCUGUUGUUUUUUCUGGAGUCCCAAUUCUGAUUUUUUUUAAUCACCUUUCAUAUUGGUUCAAAUGGUGAAAUCCUGCAAAACGUCUGACUUUUAGAGACUUUCAGAACAAUGCUUUCUCUUAUAAGGCUGUAGAUAUUAAUCUUGUUUUAACUUUUUCUUUAUAAAAGAAAAUUAGCCUUUUAAAUAAAUGGCUGUUAUUUAAGCACUGACACUUCAUCUUCCACUCUCUUCAUGUAGGAAAUAGAACAUCAAUGUGUACUCAUGAGCCAGGUUGCCUAUUUGUCAAAUAUGUCAUCAUUACACAUGAGCUAACAGAGGGCUCUAAUAGUAACAUAACAGGCUACAUGUGGA